GAAGAGGCAGUUGCUGGCGCUGAGGCUGAUGGGGAGGAAGAAGCUGUUGAUGACGCUGACGCUGAGGUUGAGGGGGAAGAAGAAGCUGUUGAUAACGCUGAUUUGGAAACUGGAGAGACUGAAACUGACGAACUUAAUAUUGAGGAUGAUAUACAUCCAACAGACUCAAAUGAUAUUGUAGCUGAUGAUGAAGAAGAGCAAGAAUCAUAUGAAGAUGAACACAAUGGCCAUGAUGAUGUUAUUAAUGAAGAUGAAAGCUCCGAAAGUGAAGCUGCUGAAUCUGAAUUCGCUGAUUCUGUUGACUCUGCUGAUACUCUUGAACCAGAGCAAAUAGCUAGAGAACCUGAAUCCAGUGGAUUUAAAGAGGAAGAACCAGUUGAAGAAACAAUUAAUGAUACUUCAAAAGGUGAAUUGGAUAACAAUACCGAGGAUACAAUUGAUGAUAUUGACGAUUCUCGCCCAGAAGAUACACCUAUUAUUGAAAAUGACAUAGAAGAGGAAACUGGAGGUGAUAUUGAUGAUCCGCGUCCUGCCGAUUUACCUCACGCCGACGCUGUUGACGAAAGAGAUAUUGAGACUGAUACUGAAGCAACAGAUAGUUAUAUCGUCGAUGAUUCAACAUUCGACCACAUCGAUGUCAGCAUGCAAUCUUUUUCAGCGUCAUCUAGUAGCAAACACAAAGUCGAUCCUAAUGAAAGUGGUACUCAAACAAGUACUACAUUUACUAAGCGUCAAAGUAUUUCUAGUGCUGAGGAAAGCAUUGUCACUAAGCCUUUCACCAGCAAGCAAGCCACUAUUCAAUCAUCCCGUAAUAAAGUAACUACUAAAUCACCCGCCAUUGAUUCGCCAACUACUGAACCUUCCAGUACCACACCAACUACUAUUAAACCUUCUACGUCUAGAAGUUUUGUUUCGAAAGCUUCUUCCAAGGUUUUGUCUAGCCAUGACCCAAAUAAAAAAAAGAAGGUGAAAUCAUCUGAGGUAACUACACCAGCAAGCACUGAAAAUACAACUGUUGGGGCUCCUAAAACAUCUGUCUUGAGUAGUAAAAUAUCCUCAAUUACAUCUGUCCCUCAAUCAAAAAUAAAAAAUGCUACUAGGUCCAGUAGCAAAAAGACCAGAAUUCCAAAGAAAAGUCUCAGUAAAAGACUGACGAAAAGUCGAACUGUAAAACCUAAACCAACAAGUCAAUUACAUGAUGAGUUGUAG
Debaryomyces fabryi is the source of this 1209-nucleotide messenger RNA. RefSeq lists its product as uncharacterized. The record is from RefSeq and is a predicted model, not a curated record. The annotation marks the transcript as partial. NCBI's taxonomy places the organism in Eukaryota, Fungi, Ascomycota, Pichiomycetes, Serinales, Debaryomycetaceae. The transcript has a single exon.